Stylophora pistillata is the source of this 483-nucleotide messenger RNA. Its product is annotated as xanthine dehydrogenase/oxidase-like. Gene Ontology annotation, molecular function: oxidoreductase activity; iron ion binding; molybdopterin cofactor binding. The record is from RefSeq and is a predicted model, not a curated record. NCBI's taxonomy places the organism in Eukaryota, Metazoa, Cnidaria, Anthozoa, Scleractinia, Pocilloporidae.
AUGGCCUUCUUAAAACAUUUGAUAGUAGGUUUCAUUCCUAUGUCCAGUGGUAAGAAUGGAACCCAAUNCUUUGACCGCGUAAACCUUUCUGCCAAUGGAUUUUACAAGUAUCCUGGUCUAAACUACGAUCUCCAGAGCAAUUCAGGCCGAGCUUACCCUUACUUUAGUUUCGGAGCCGCCUGCUCUGAAGUGGAAGUCGACUGUCUGACAGGCGAUCAUCAGAUUCUUCGCACAGACAUUGUCAUGGAUGUUGGAAACAGCAUCAAUCCAGCUAUAGACAUUGGACAGAUUGAAGGUGCCUUCUUACAAGGACUGGGGAUGUUUACCCUGGAGGAGUUGAGAUUCUCUCGGAAUGGUGUCCCCUUGACGACAGGGCCCAGGACCUACAAAAUUCCAGGAAUUGCAGAUAUACCACUGGAAUUUAAUGUUCAUCUUUUGCGAAAUGCCCCAAAUGAACACGCCAUCUGCUGUUCUAAGGUUUGA